Parasteatoda tepidariorum (common house spider) is the source of this 537-nucleotide messenger RNA. RefSeq lists its product as uncharacterized. NCBI's taxonomy places the organism in Eukaryota, Metazoa, Arthropoda, Arachnida, Araneae, Theridiidae. The record is from RefSeq and is a predicted model, not a curated record.
AUGCCGAACGUUAGUGCUGGACAUUUACAAAGCUUUGUGAAAGGUGAUAAUUUUGAAGAGUAUUUACUACAAGCCGAUUUCUUUUUUGAAGCCAAUAAGAUUACCACGGAUGAUGAAAAGCGAGCUUUACUCUUAUCAGCUAUCGGUAAGAAAAUAUUUUCACUUCUUCGAAACUUACUUCAACCACGUGAUAUGAAAACGGUUAAACAUAAUGAAAUUUUAAAAGUACUGACUGAUUAUUACUCUCCCACUUCAUCUACUAUUAUGGAACAUUUCCGUUUUUAUAAUUUACAUCAGGGAAACGAGGACAUAGCUACUUUUGUUGUAAAGAUAAAAGAGCUGGCGAGCAGAUGUGAUUUUAGUGCAUUUUUGAAUGAUGCUCUUAGAGAAAAGCUUGUUUGUGGAUUGCAGUCUGAACAGAUUCAAAAUAAAUUGCUUAGUGAAAAUGAUAUAAAUAUCAUCAAAGCUUCUGAACUAGCACUUGCCAUGGAAACAGCUUCCAGAGAAACAAAAUCCUUAAAAAAAGGGGGGUACUAA